AUGGCCGGUACCCUGGGACUCAUAUAUGCUACAGCCAUCCCCUACAUGACCUUCGCAUAUGAUCAGCACUGCUAUUUCCGGCCUGGCUACCUCUUCUGCCUGGCCAUUUUGACCGUCGGCAGGAUCACCGCGAUGUUUGCUCAGCGGUCGGAUGAGUCCGAUAAUGCCAACCACUUCCGCCGAGACUGCGUCUGGCUCGGGCUCUUGGUAUUAGCGCCAGCAAUUCAUGCCCUGUGCCAGUCUCGCGGAAACCCUCCGUCACUGGCCAUUGAUCUUAUACGGUUCGCGGGAUGGAACGUGUUAGGAGCUCUCUGCUAUCUCGCCAGAGUCCCCGAGAGAGUCGGCAUGGUGGGAAACUUGCGGCCAAGCCUCUACAUGAUGCAUCUCCUCCUCGUCCUCAACAAUAUCUCAUAUGGUCGAGACAUCUGGAACUUCAUAGUUUAG
Molecule: messenger RNA, 444 nt
Organism: Aspergillus fischeri NRRL 181
Lineage: Eukaryota; Fungi; Ascomycota; Eurotiomycetes; Eurotiales; Aspergillaceae
Exons: 1
Source: RefSeq, a predicted model, not a curated record